Oncorhynchus masou masou (cherry salmon) is the source of this 1500-nucleotide messenger RNA. RefSeq names its product neuropeptide FF receptor 1-like. The record is from RefSeq and is a predicted model, not a curated record. Gene Ontology annotation, molecular function: peptide binding; neuropeptide receptor activity. Gene Ontology annotation, biological process: cellular response to hormone stimulus; G protein-coupled receptor signaling pathway. The coding region runs from base 1 to 1500 and encodes 499 amino acids. NCBI's taxonomy places the organism in Eukaryota, Metazoa, Chordata, Actinopteri, Salmoniformes, Salmonidae. The transcript has 3 exons. Gene Ontology annotation, cellular component: plasma membrane.
AUGGAGGUGUGGAACAGUGGUGAAGAGGAGGGACUGACUGAACUGGAGGGAUCCUCAGACACCAUGACAGCCCUGACAACCUCCAAUCACCUCCUCCUCCAUCACAGAGCUAUUAACGACUCCAACUACACCACCACCAACAACAUCACCUACUUCCCUUACUACCAGCACUCCCUCCCUGUGGCUGCUAGCUUCAUCCUGGCCUACCUGUUCAUCUUCCUGCUGUGCAUGGUGGGUAAUGUACUGGUGUGUCUGAUCGUGCUGGGGAACCGUCGCAUGAGAACCGUCACCAACCUCUUCAUCCUCAACCUGGCAGUCAGCGAUCUGCUGGUGGGCAUCUUCUGCAUCCCCACUACUCUUGUGGACAACCUCAUCACAGGCUGGCCGUUUACCAACUCUGUGUGUAAAAUGAGUGGUCUGGUGCAGGGGAUGUCUGUCGCUGCCUCAGUCUUCACCCUGGUGGCCAUUGCAGUAGACAGGUUCCGCUGCAUUGUGUUCCCUUUUCAACCCAAACUCACCCUAAUAGUUGCCAAGGUGACCAUAGCGAUGAUCUGGGUCCUGGCUGUGGUAAUCAUGUGCCCCUCAGCAGCUGCCCUGACCGUGGUGGAAGUGACCGAUCACUACAUGGUGUACAACCAGGACUACAACAAGACUUACCCCCUGUACUCCUGCUACGAGAACUUUGCCGACCCGAAGAUGCGGAAGGUCUACACCACAGUGCUGUUCGCCCACAUCUACUUGGUGCCCCUGGCUCUCAUCACUGUCAUGUACGGACGCAUCGGCGUGAAGCUCUACACCUCCGUGGUGUCAAGAAGAGAGCCUCAGGAUGCAGCACAUCCUCCUCCUCGAGCCAGGCAUGAGGGGGGCAGGCAUCUGAUCUCACAGAAGAAGAUCAAGGUGAUCAAGAUGCUAAUCGUAGUAGCCCUGCUGUUCAUGCUGUCCUGGCUGCCCCUGUGGACUCUGAUGCUGCUGACAGACUACGCAGGGCUGGACGAGGAGCAGCUGGAGCUCCUGACUGGAUACAUCUUCCCCUUUGCCCACUGGCUGGCUUUCUCCAACUCCUCUGUCAACCCCAUCAUCUACGGAUACUUCAAUGAGAACUUCAAGAGGGGCUUCCAGGCAGUCUACCAGACCAACUCCUGCUGCCGCCCGGGAAAUAGGGUUGAGGUAGCAGGGAGGGGAAACCGGGAAGGCAGAGCAGGGGGUGGGGGUAAUGGUGGAGAGGGUGGAGGCGGCCUGAGGGAGCCUACAAGCAACCCCAAUCCUCUCCCAUUUGGGGCUAGAAACAAAGUGUAUACUGACGGUAAUGUGAUGGACUCGGUUCAUCUUGAGCUGGAGUUGAAGAAAAAUUCUAAGGUGGGAAGCAACACAGUCCAUGUUGAGGUUGGGGGGACUGGGGCAGGCAGAGGAAUAGGGAAUGGAAAUGGGAUGAACAAAAAGGGGCUACAGGUUGACGAGCAGACCAGCCCAAUGGGAGUUUGUCAGGCCUGGGAUCAUUAG